ACCACGUUCCCCUUCCAUCUCUGCAGCUGAAGGCACCCGGUGCACCGACCCGCCUGCAGGAAAGACCGCAAUGGCGGCCAAGCGCAAAGGUGGCCUGAAGCUCAAUGCCAUCUGUGCCAAGCUGAGCCGCCAGGUGGUGGUGGAGAAGGGAGCAGAGGCAGGCUCCCAGGCCGAGGGCAGCCCACCGCGGCCCCGCGACAAGGAGCGCAGUGGCCCUGAGCCUGGGAUAGCCCGGACACCCCGCAGCGAAGAGGACAAGAGGCGGGCAGUGAUCGAGAAGUGGGUCAACGGGGAGUACAGUGAGGAGCCAGCACCCACGCCCUUGUUGGGGCGAAUCCCCCGAGAGGGCCUGGAGCUACCACCCGAGGGCGUCUACAUGGUCCAGCCCCAGGCCUGCAGCGAUGAGGAAGACCACACGGAAGAGCCCUCCAAAGACAGUGGCGUCCCGGAGGAGAAGGACUCAGAUGGGGCAGUCUCAAAGGAUGAUGGUGGCCCCAGCGCCAAGCAGGCUUCAGGAGAGUCCUCUUCACUCAGAGACUAUGCAGCCUCCACCAUGACCGAGUUCCUUGGCAUGUUUGGCUAUGAUGACCAGAACACGAGGGACGAGCUGGCCAGGAAGAUCAGCUUUGAGAAGCUGCACGCGGGCUCCGCCCCUGAGGCUGCCACGUCCUCCAUGCUGCCCGCCUCGGAGGAUGCCCUCAGCAAACGGGCACGGUUCUCGAAGUACGAAGAGUACAUCCGCAAGCUCAAGGCUGGGGAGCAGCUCUCCUGGCCAGCCCACGGCACCAAGGCGGAGGAGCGGGCGGGCAAGGAGGUGGUGGGUCCCCUGCCCGGCUUGCGGUUGCCCAGCAACACCACCCAUCUGGAGACCAAGGCCACCAUCUUGCCCUUGCCGUCUCACAGCAGUGUCCAGAUGCAGAGCCUGGUAGCCCGUGCCUCCAAGUAUGACUUCUUCAUCCAAAAACUGAAGACGGGUGAGAACCUGCGGCCCCAGAAUGGGAGCACCUACAAGAAGCCAUCCAAGUACGACCUGGAGAACGUCAAGUACCUGCACCUCUUCAAACCAGGGGAGGGCAGCCCUGACAUGGGCGGGGCCAUCGCCUUCAAGACGGGCAAGGUGGGGCGCCCCUCCAAGUAUGAUGUUCGGGGCAUCCAGAAGCCCAGCCCUGCCAAGGUUCCACCUGCCCCCAGCCUGGCUCCUGCACCCCUCGCCAGUGUGCCCAGUGCUCCCAGCGCCCCCGGACCUGGGCCGGAGCCACCUGCCUCCCUAUCCUUCAACACUCCUGAGUACCUGAAGUCCACCUUCUCCAAAACAGACUCCAUUACCACGGGGACCGUCUCAACCGUCAAGAACGGAUUGCCCACAGAUAAACCAGCUGUCACGGAAGAUGUAAACAUUUACCAGAAAUACAUUGCCAGGUUCUCAGGCAGUCAGCACUGCGGUCAUAUCCACUGCGCCUACCAGUAUCGUGAACACUACCACUGCCUGGACCCGGAGUGCAACUACCAGAGGUUCACCAGUAAGCAGGAUGUGAUCCGGCACUACAACAUGCACAAGAAACGUGACAACUCCCUGCAGCACGGCUUCAUGCGCUUCAGCCCGUUGGACGACUGCAGUGUCUACUACCACGGCUGCCACCUCAAUGGAAAGAGCACCCACUACCACUGCAUGCAGGUGGGCUGUAACAAGGUGUACACAAGUACGUCCGACGUGAUGACGCAUGAGAACUUCCACAAGAAGAAUACGCAGCUCAUCAAUGAUGGUUUCCAGCGCUUUCGAGCCACAGAGGACUGUGGCACGGCAGACUGCCAAUUUUAUGGACAGAAAACCACACACUUCCACUGCAGGCGCCCUGGCUGCACAUUCACCUUCAAGAACAAGUGUGACAUCGAGAAGCACAAGAGCUACCACAUCAAGGACGAUGCUUACGCCAAGGACGGCUUCAAGAAGUUCUACAAGUACGAGGAGUGCAAGUACGAGGGCUGCGUGUACAGCAAGGCCACCAACCACUUCCACUGCAUCCGCGCCGGCUGCGGCUUCACCUUCACCUCCACCAGCCAGAUGACCUCCCACAAGCGCAAGCAUGAGCGCCGCCACAUCCGCUCCUCGGGCGUGCUGGGGCUGCCGCCCUCCCUGCUGGGAGCCAAGGACACGGAGCAUGAGGAGUCGAGCAACGAUGACCUGGUUGACUUCUCUGCCUUGAGCAGCAAGAACUCCAGCCUGAGCGCCUCCCCCACCAGCCAGCAGUCCUCUGCCUCCCUGGCCGCCGCUGCCACUGCCACUACCACCACCACCGAGGCUGUGCCCAGCGCCGCCAAGCCCCCCAACAGCAAGGUCUCGGGGCUUUUGCCCCAGGGCCUGCCUGGCUCCAUCCCACUGGCACUGGCCCUCUCCAACUCCGGCCUGCCCACCACUGCACCCUAUUUCCCCCUCCUUCCUGGCAGGGGAAGUGCUUCCCUGCCUGUGGGUGCCCCUGGCCUCUUGGGUGCCAUGUCUUCUGGGGCAGCAGCUUCGGCAGCUGCUGACAUGCCUGCUCUGGUGGCCUCAGGAGCUGGGGACUCAGCCCCAGCAGCUGCCAGCUCUGUCCCAGUGGCCCCUGCCUCCAUCAUGGAAAGGAUCUCUGCGAGCAAAGGCCUCAUCUCACCUAUGAUGGCCAGACUGGCUGCGGCCGCCCUCAAGCCCUCUGCCACCUUUGACCCAGGAAGUGGGCAGCAGGCCACCCCCGCCAGGUUCCCCCCGGCCCAGGUGAAGCAGGAGCCCUGCAGCGGCGACAGCACUGGUACCCCGGGCCCACACGAGGCUGCCCACGACCGCAGUCUUGACCUGACUGUGAAGGAGCCCAGUAAUGAAUCAAAUGGCCACGCAGUCUCGGCAAAUUCAUCUCUUUUAUCCUCGCUUAUGAAUAAGAUGUCUCAGGGUAACCCUGGUCUCGGCGGCCUGCUGAACAUCAAGGCAGAAGCAGAGGGAAGCCCCGCCACAGAGCCCUCACCCUUCCUGGGCAAGGCUGUGAAGGCACUCGUUCAGGAGAAGCUAUCGGAGCCCUGGAAGGUGUACCUUCGCAGGUUUGGUACCAAGGACAUCUGUGAUACCCAGUGUGACUUCCUCCACAAGGCCCACUUCCACUGUGUGGUGGAGGAGUGUGGCGCGCUCUUCAGCACCCUGGACGGGGCCAUCAAGCACGCAAACUUCCACUUCCGGACAGAGGGAGGAGCAGUGAAAGGAAACCCAGAGGCUUCCUUCGCAGCCUCUGCCACAGAGACCAAGCCUCCCCUGGCACCCUCAUCCCCCCCGGCACCCCCUGGCACCAUAGCCCCAGGGGCUUCUUUGGAGGGGCCCACUCCCAACUCGGCCUCAGUGCCCUCCACCCCUACCCUGCUCGCCUGGAAGCAGCUGGCUUCCACCAUACCCCAGAUGCCUCAGAUGCCCGCAUCAGUGCCUCACCUGCCCGCUUCACCCUUGGCGACGACUUCUCUAGAGAACGCCAAGCCCCAGGUCAAACCCGGAUUCCUCCAGUUCCAGGAGAACGAUCCUUGCCUCGCGACGGAUUGCAAGUACGCCAACAAGUUCCACUUCCACUGUCUCUUCGGGAACUGCAAGUACGUCUGCAAGACUUCUGGCAAGGCUGAGUCCCACUGCCUGGACCACAUCAACCCCAACAACAGCCUGGUGAACGUGCGAGACCAGUUCGCUUACUAUUCCCUGCAGUGUCUUUGUCCCAACCAGCACUGUGAGUUCCGGAUGCGCGGACACUACCACUGCCUCCGGACUGGCUGCUACUUCGUGACCAACAUCACCACCAAGCUGCCAUGGCACGUAAAGAAGCAUGAGAAGGCUGAGCGGCGGGCAGCCAAUGGAUUCAAAUACUUCACCAAGCGCGAGGAGUGUGGCAGGCUAGGCUGCAAGUACAACCAGGUGAACAGCCACUUCCACUGCAUCCGGGAGGGCUGCCAGUUCUCCUUCCUGCUCAAGCACCAGAUGACCUCCCACGCCCGGAAGCACAUGCGGAGGAUGCUGGGGAAGAACUUUGACCGCGUGCCCCCGUCCCAGGGAGCCCCAAGCCUGCUGGAUGCCGAGACAGACGAGGGCAUGGAUUACACUGGCUGCAGCCCUGGCGCCGCCUCCUCCGAGUCAUCCACCAUGGACCGGAGCUGCUCCAGCACCCCGGUGGGCAACGAGAGCACUGCAGCAGGCUGCCCGGCUCCUCCUCCUCCUCCUCUUCCUCCUCCUGCUGCCGCUGGUGACGAGGCUGCCCGCGGGGCUCCACAGCCCCCCCUGGCUCCAUCCUUCCCCCCGGCUGUGCUGCGGCCACCCCUUCCUCCCCUCCCAUGCCUCUUCUCUCCGUCCUGUCUCUCAUACUCUCUGCUGGGUGCCAGCCUUGGAGCCAGCCGGGGCCUGGCCCACCCCAUCAGCAGCUUCCCGCCCGUCACUGCCACUCCAACUCCAGUAAAAAGUGACGUCCCCCUAGUUCAGGAUGCCGCAGGGAACACCAUCUCCAUGCCCACCGCCUCAGGGGCCAAGAAGCGCUUCUGGAUCAUCGAGGAUAUGUCGCCCUUUGGCAAGCGCCGGAAGACAGCGUCCUCACGCAAGAUGCUGGACGAGGGCAUGAUGCUGGAGGGCUUUCGACGCUUUGACCUCUACGAAGACUGCAAGGACGCGGCCUGCCAGUUCUCGCUCAAGGUCACUCACUACCACUGCACCCGCGAGAACUGUGGCUACAAGUUCUGCGGCCGCACGCACAUGUACAAGCACGCGCAGCACCACGACCGCGUGGACAACCUGGUGCUGGACGACUUCAAGCGCUUCAAGGCCUCGCUCAGCUGCCACUUCGCCGACUGCCCGUUCUCGGGCACCAGCACGCACUUCCACUGUCUGCGCUGCCGCUUCCGCUGCACCGACAGCACCAAGGUCACGGCGCACCGCAAGCACCACGGCAAGCAGGACGUGAUCAGCGCCGCGGGCUUCUGCCAGUUCAGCUCGAGCGCAGACUGCGCCGUGCCCGACUGCAAGUACAAGCUCAAGUGCUCGCACUUCCACUGCACCUACCCCGGCUGCCGCCACACGGUGGUGGGCAUGUCGCAGAUGGACUCGCACAAGCGCAAGCAUGAGAAGCAGGAGCGCGGGGACCCGCCUGCCGCCUCGCCCUCGCCCUCGCCCUCGCCCGGGGGCCUGGAUGGGGCGCUUGCGCUCGGUGCCGAGCCCGGGGCCUCACUGCUCUUCCUGCAGUCGGCAGCCGCGGGCCUGGGCCUCGCGCUGGGCGACGCCGGCGACCCCGGCCCGCCUGAUGCAAAGGCUGCCGCCCUCGGCCCCCCGGAGGGAAGCCCGGUGCCUGGCUCGGCCAGCGCCAGCCUGCAGGCCGCGGGGGAGUCCUCGCCGGAGGACGAGGAGGAGGAGCUGGAGAUGCAGGAGGAGGACGAGGACGAGGACGAGGACGAGGAGGACGAGGAGGAGGACGACGACGACGAGGACGACGAGGACCUGCGCACCGACUCGGAGGAGUCGCUGCCCGAGGCGCCGGCCGAGGCCCCCGCGCUGGCGGCCCUGGGAGCCCCGGGGCCCGCGCCCAGCUCGCCCGGCCGCCCGCUCGUCCGGACCGGGAGGGGAGGCGCCCGCGCCCCGCCGGUGCUUCCGGACCCCGAGUCCAUCUCAGGACAGAGGCGGGGACCCCUGGUGCUCCGGGCCGGACGCGCAGCUGAGCGGCUGGAGGACCCGCGAGGCGAAGGCGGGGAUCUUCAGGGAAACGCAGGACUAUAA
Molecule: messenger RNA, 5752 nt
Organism: Octodon degus (degu)
Lineage: Eukaryota; Metazoa; Chordata; Mammalia; Rodentia; Octodontidae
Gene: Casz1
Product: castor zinc finger 1
Exons: 20
Coding region: 71-5752 (1893 amino acids)
Biological process (GO): regulation of neuron differentiation; positive regulation of transcription by RNA polymerase II
Cellular component (GO): nucleus
Molecular function (GO): RNA polymerase II transcription regulatory region sequence-specific DNA binding; DNA-binding transcription factor activity, RNA polymerase II-specific
Source: RefSeq, a predicted model, not a curated record